Soboliphyme baturini is the source of this 1799-nucleotide messenger RNA. Lineage: Eukaryota; Metazoa; Nematoda; Enoplea; Dioctophymatida; Soboliphymatidae. The record is from the annotation of a GenBank genome assembly.
AUGUUAAAGACAGAACCGAUUAGACCAAGUUUCAGUCUGAAGCGUGAUCCAGCUACAUCUUCUGAAAUGCAGGCUGAGGUCAUCGAGAAAACGGGCACUCUCAAUGGCCUCACCGUAGCAAUAACAGCGAAACAGAACAAAGUUGAUUACUCAAUGACGAAUGAUGGAACAAAGCUGUACAUCUGUCUUUUCAUGUUUGCUGGCAUUCUCUGCGGAAUAGUAUUCGUGUUCAGCAGCGUACCAGCGGGAAAGUUUCACACUGACGAAAAGAACGGAGCAGUUUUCGAGGAACCGGAUGAGUUCGUGAAAGCUGCUGCCAUGGAUGAUGCGGAGGACGGAGAUGAAGAGUGGACACUGGUGUUAAAUCAUAGCACGGCUGACGAAAAAGAUACAGAGGUUGACGAGGAGUCAGCGACCGUCCCUCCGCCGCAGGUCGUCGCCAACAGCCAGCAGCGCAGCGAAAGUGACUUAGACUUCAGUGUGCCGAAAACAGACACGAAAAACCACGAUUUUCUCGACGAGGAAGAGCUCAGGUUGCAGUCCCUGCAGUCCAGAUCGAAGAGGAAGCUAGCAGACACCGUUAUUGCUAAAUCCAAGGACGCCAGGCGUGACCGUCGCAGCGUGCAGCAGUUGCCAUCGACUGCCGAAGGUGCAUGUGACGACGACCGCCAGGAAGAAACAGAGGACGUGCACGAAGUACGGUUUCCACAGGUGUCGCUAAGAUCUUCCAAACGUCCACAGCAAGAAACUGCAGUAAGAAAAACCACCCCACAGCAGGAAGAAAAAGCCCUGACCGCCGCCGAUCAUGACAACGCGAAAGAAGUCUCGGAGCAGCCGCACGUCCAACAAGCGACACAGAAAGCUGCUCGAUGGAAAACAGCCGCAAAGCCAAGCGUCAAGAACGAAGGCUCGCCCAAGAAAAGAGAGCUCUCUCAGGGGACCGAAAACAAAAAACACGUCACACAGGAACAGGAGACGGGCGAAAUGGCAUCAAACAGCCAGAAAUGGAAUAGAAAGUCUACUAAUCAUAACCAAAACCAUAAAAACGGAAAACCAGAGUCAAAAGACGGCUCGGCAUCAUUCAAAAGUCGUGAACCGAAAACGAAAUUUCACGACCGUUCGCAGAACGUCAGGAAGCAACAAAAUUUGCGAAGCGAUGCUGCGACAGGAUCUUUUCAUCCAGAGAGUAGCAAAGAACUUAACUUGACCAGAGUAGCGUGCGCACCUGAAUUUAUGGAUGAAACCGACAAAUGCUUGGAAAGCAGCCAGGCGCCUGAAAUUCAUAAAGUCAGGGAACGACAGCGCGGCAGAAAUGCACAGAGAGAGACUGAUCGAUUUCCUGACAACAAACAGGGCAAAAUCAAACUUUCCAAGCAGAAGAACCAGAGACGCGAACUUGUCACUGAUGCCGAAGAUUUGAAUACACUCGCUGUGGCAAAUGAACACAUCACUUUCGCGUCACAGGCAAUGAAUGUCAGUACCUUGUCAGGUGCUGAAACGCAGUUGAAAGUACCUGUGCGAACUAUCAGAAGAACGGGACAGAAGAAACUUGGUCAACAAAGGGCCAGUAAAUCACCGUCGACCAGGGUGACAGCGAUGGUUAGCAACGUUCUGUCAAACCUUUCUCAUCUGUGGGAGGACGACGUCGAUAUUACUUGCGCCGUUGAUAGAAAAAUACAGCUGGAACUGGAAGCAGCUGAAAAGUUACUCCUUGAGGUAUUUACGUGCUGUUAUAGUGUUCAUAACAUUACCUCCUUCCCAGUUAACAGGACAACCAUUUCUGUCGUCUGCUUAUAGCC